GAAGAACUAGGCUGUGAUUUCGUCGUUUCCAUGGGAGGCUAGUGUUUUUGAGGAUUGUGGGAACGUCUAAAUGUGUUUCUUAAAAAACAGUUCGUGGAAAAUGAAUAUUGCGUAUAGUGAUGAAUGACAGCGAUCGCUAGCCAAAGUGCUCUGAUUUAUAAUGUUUCAAACAGCUAAGUAACUGACUUCCUAAUUGAAAAACGUUAGUCUAGUGUACAAGAGAGAAGGAUCGAUCAUGGGACCGUCAGAUAAUUUUGCUGAAAAGGUAGUUUGCCAGCUAGCAUGUUCUUAAAUAUAAUGCGAUAUCGAUAACUUAUCUUGUUAAUCAUUUAUAUAAUAACGAAUGCUUCAUACCCACUGCAACGAUUUCUAAGUGAGUGCAUUGUAGUGAAGUUAACAUUUCGAUAAUGAUUUCACCAAAUAGUUUGAACUCCAUUAAUCCUGGGAGUAAUCGAAAACAGGGAAUACACAACAGCCAGAUACGUAGUAGUGGUCAUUCCUUUGAAUUUAAGGGGGAAAAGACUGAGUCUUUGCCGUCUGUAUUAUGCGAGACAAAACUAACAAUUUCCUCCCUGAAAAUCCGUCUUGCUCCAACCAUUCAAAACACACUAGCCACUGCAGUCGACUCUCUAUUGAGUGAAGUGGCAGUCGUGCUAGAUGAUGCCUUGACUAAGACUCAGCAAGAAUUGGUGACCCAGGAGCAAGAGAACCGAAGGCUGAGACUGCGACUUGAGGUGUCUGAGGGGGAGUUGAAAGCAUUACAGGACUGCCUAUGUAGCGCCCAAAAAAUUAUCGACCAUAUCCCUGCUUCCUUGCCUGGCCUGGAGACUCUCGGGCAGGGGUUCUCCUCGUCUGCAUGUGGAGGGAAUGACGUUGUGCACAGGGAUAGUUCCGAAUCCUUUAGCAGUCAAACUGAGCGCGAUCGUGACAUCUCUGGUCUGCCUGGGUGUAACUCAGAAAACCGCGGUUCUUUUGCUGAGACUCUGCAAGGGUUCGACUCUGGAGAUGACGUAAAGGUCUGCCAGCUUUCCAUUCGAGCGGAUGGCACCGUCAGUAGUAACCUUUUAAACACCUUCAGUAGCAGCUCACCCAGCUCCUGGUCAGACAUUGCCAGGCCAGAUGAAUGUGCCAGAGAGCAGAUAAGCCGCCAAUGUCUAUCAGAAAAAGAGCCAAGCUCAUCAGGCCCGAGGUCCAAGCCCAGGUUGGAAAUCAAACAGGAGCAGGACCAGGGACCGGGUCAGCAUGUGCGCAGGGCGGCAGGGGAGGGGGGCGUUGCCGUGGCCGCUGAGACCGAGCAGACUGCGCAGAACGUGGCUGAACUGGGCUACAUUCACGUGGUGGAGGAGGAGGAUGCCUCGCGCUCGCACGGCCGUCCCGCGCGGCCGCACAAGCUCCCUCACCCGCCCCCGCCGUGGCUGCACAAGGGCAGCGGCGCCCCCCUCGCGGACGGGCUGAAAACCCUGGGGAGACCUCUCCAGGGGGCGAGGCCCGGUCCGGCGUCCUCCAGAGCCGCCGUCAGCGCCAAGGGGCCGUCGGCCGCCGGCCCGGCUGCGGACGGCAGCGGCGGCGGCGAACGUCCUCACCUCUGUCUGCAGUGCGGCAAGGCCUUCCGCCUGAUCUCCAGCCUGAAGAAGCACAUCCGGAUCCACACGGGCGAGAAGCCCUACCCGUGCCCCGUGUGCGGCCGCUGCUUCCGGGAGUCGGGGGCCCUGAAGACGCACCAGCGCAUCCACACGGGCGAGAAGCCCUACUCCUGCUCGGACUGCGGCACCAGCUUCAGGCACCUGGACGGGCUCCGCAAGCACCGGCGCACCCACACGGGCGAGAAGCCCUACGUGUGCGGCGUGUGCGGCAAGCGCCUGAGCCGCCUGCAGCACCUCAAGCACCACCAGCGCAUCCACACCGGCGAGCGGCCCUGCCGCUGCCCCCGCUGCCACAAGAGCUUCAAGGAGCCGGCUGCCCUCCGCAAGCACCUGCGGACGCACCGGGAGGAGCCGGGAGGGGUGGAGGCCGCCGCCCAGGACGCGGGCGGGGCCGGGGCCGGGGCCGGGGCCGGCCCGGCGGCCGCCGGCAACGCGAGCCGGCUCCACCAUCUCGCGCUUCUUCCGCAGAUGGGCUUCGGGGUGUGGGGGGCCGACGGGGAGGACGGAGUCGUGAUGAACGGCGUGUAGGGCAAGCUCCCUCUGCCACUCUGCGAUGUGUCCUCUUGGUCAACGUGCAGGUAAAGCUUGGAGACGAGGAGUAGAAAGAAGCUCUAGAAGGGGUUUCUGUGCAGAACUGCCAUUAUGAUUUCAUAGUCCUCACAUUUCCCGAGCCCAGAGGACUGUUGAGCAGAUUUUAGUCUAAAGGUUGUGAAUAUUUUCCCAAAGAGUGAAAUCGGGAAUUAAAGUAUCAAAUGUGUUACCUGCAAGGCUCCAACUUUGACAAUUGUGUUUGCCCUUCAUUCUCAUGAAUGGUCAGCCUUAGUCAUUAUUUUCACAGUCAUAAUCUUGCAGUUUUGUUUGCCAUAAGAAUAUUUAUAAAACUCUGUUCAGUAGAGCUUCAAUUGUCUGAAUAACCAAAAGUGACUAAGCUUUUGUGGGAAACCAUUUCUCCUCUGCAAAAGCUCACAAAGGCAUUUUUAUCUUUUGUAAGCUGUUCCAAAGUAACAAGCUGUCAUGUACUGGUUAGAAAAGACUUGCUUAACUAAAAGUCAAUUCUGCUGUACGGAGUUGGAAAUAAGGUAUUCAACAAAGCAUUGGGAUCUGCUUUGCAUUUUGAAACUGCAUUUAAGGGCCCAGCAGCCCUGGUUCUGGAGAGCCGCGAUCAAAAUGAUUUUCAGCCCUGUUUACACCAGCAAUGCUAUGUAUCAGACCUGAGGAGGGGACGAUUCGACUUUUGAUCUGGACAUUAUUUUUAGUAGUCGGGCGCUUAAAAUAAAAACCAGCUGAAUUUGGCCCUCCUGGACGUAAUUUGAGUUGAGCAAGGUCGAGACUCUAAAGGGGCAGGGAUUUUUUUGCGAAUGUGAGUUAUCUCGAGCCAGCUUUCCGUUCUUUUCAAGCGAGGGCGCUUGCGUUGGUAAAAUGUGGAGUGGCCGGCGUGAGAAUCUCCGGUAUGCAACGGCAUGGAGCGGCGGUGAGAACAGUUGACUCAGCUCGCGUUUUGCGGUUUGAAUGCCAUGUGGCAUACAGCUGUUAUACCUCUGAGCAAGGUGCUCGAGUGUCUCCGCUCCUCUUUAAUAUCUCGCUACGUUCACGCGUUCUGGAUAUGUGACGUGCUAAUCGAUCAGCGAGUCAGUCUACUUUUACUUUCAUGGAGCGCUCUUCACAAGUUGUCUGAGGUCACAGAACAGUUAAGAACUCUUUGCAAAAUACAAAUUACCAACCGUACAAUUAUCUACAAGCGCAGUCAAAAUAAAUGUCUUUAAUUAAUUUAAUUAAAAGAAGCCAUUGUUUCAGUAUUUCUAAUUUGAGAGUUCUGCAGUCAGCAUAAUGACUGCAGGGUGUCUAUGUAAAUGACUUCAGACAAUACUUGGCACCACUGCUGGCACAUAAGGUGCUAACAAUUCCACACGUUUUUAACAACGUGUAUAAUGUAAAAACGGAUGUGCUUAAUGAACAAAUAAAAUGUGUUUCCAUCAGUGUUUGUCUGCAUUCAGGUGUGGUAUGCCGCCUGCUUGUAAUUUUAAUGGCAUGUGCAUCAACAUUCCAGUUCAGUGGAGCUCUGAGCAGAAUGGUAGUUUACUGUAUGUAUUUAAAAUAAUUAAAUAAAAUUGUUUCUUAUACAGGC
Anguilla anguilla (European eel) is the source of this 3768-nucleotide messenger RNA. Its product is annotated as zinc finger protein 316. Bases 408 to 2171 code for a protein of 587 amino acids. NCBI's taxonomy places the organism in Eukaryota, Metazoa, Chordata, Actinopteri, Anguilliformes, Anguillidae. The transcript has 2 exons. Gene Ontology annotation, biological process: regulation of transcription by RNA polymerase II. Gene Ontology annotation, molecular function: DNA-binding transcription factor activity; RNA polymerase II cis-regulatory region sequence-specific DNA binding. The record is from RefSeq and is a predicted model, not a curated record.